AUGAACCAGGUUUGGGUGUUCUUCAAGCUCAUAGAGGUGCUGCUGGGCAGUGUGUGCAUGUUUUUUCACAUGCGAGGAUCAUCGUACUGGCCCGAGCGUAUUCCCCACGUGAUCCUCUACUGCGCCACAUUUUCCUCCUUCACGAUGCUCGCCGCACUGGGUGCCUUCCGCCUGAUGCUGGCCCGGAGUUCGGUGCUUUCCUCGCAGCUGAUCCUCACACUGAGCGCAGUGAUCGCUCACUACCUUUGCGGCGUGAUGAUAAUGCGAACCGCCAUGCAGGAUCCUCACCUGUCUGCCAUGAACUCGACCAUCGAGUACCUGGAGCAUCCGCACUUUGCGCACUGCAAACAGCAGAGCAUCGCUGCGCUGAUCACGGGAACCAUGUACCUGAUGCACAUGUUCCAUGUCUUCGACCUGCUGAUGCGCAUGGAGCCGGGCGAAUGGAGGCUUCAGGCGACGGGACGCAGUUUCUUCGAGCGGACGGAUGCAGGAGCUGCCGGGCUGUUUGUGCUCUCCAAGCCGGUGGACGAUUUCUUGUGCCGCUGCUGCAGUUGCUACUUCAAGCUGGCCCACUCGCAGCCCCUGUACUUCCGGCCGAACGCGGAGGUAGAGCAGCCGCACAUCGUGGCCAGAAUGUGGCAGAUCAUGGGCGAGAUGCGAAGGAAAUUCUUUUCGCUGCAUCAGGUCGAGAGCGAAGAGAGUUUCCUGUCCACGCCGACCAUAACGUCCAGUGAAUCGGAGAUCGCACCGGUGGUCACCGAAUACGAGGCCUCCUUGGAGGAGGAGGCCAACAAACGGAGGCAGACCUCCUCGAACUGGCGUGGCUCCAGCGAUUCCUCUAGCCUUUGGGCCAAGAUCGAGGACAGAAGCACUGUUAGCCUCGGAUCGUCGAGUCAGAACAGCGAGGCCACAAUGAAACCGAAUCAGAUGGAUCGCAAAUUAAACCGGCGAUCAACCAUUGAAGCAGAAACCGAAAAAAGGGAGAAGUCGGAGAUUCUUCUCGUAGAACAGGGCUCGAGCUAUUCUCGCCUUAGAUCUUUAAGUAAGACUGACUCGCUUCAUAAGGAAAAAGAUAAAGGACAAACUGAGGAUACUGGUGAAAAGUUCCCAAAAGAGUCGAGAAAGUCAACCCAGCAAAAAGAACAAAAGGUUACGAACGUAUCCAAUCAAGCAACUAUAGAAGUAGAACCUUCCCCUAAAAAUGGAGCUCAUCUAAAGAAAAGUUCGCCAGCAACUACAGAAAAUGAGGAGGAAAUUUCGAAGGGUACUUCCACACAGCAAAUGAAAAGGGAGUCACAAUAG
Molecule: messenger RNA, 1302 nt
Organism: Drosophila takahashii
Lineage: Eukaryota; Metazoa; Arthropoda; Insecta; Diptera; Drosophilidae
Source: RefSeq, a predicted model, not a curated record